Molecule: messenger RNA, 1307 nt
Organism: Suricata suricatta (meerkat)
Lineage: Eukaryota; Metazoa; Chordata; Mammalia; Carnivora; Herpestidae
Gene: SOX14
Product: SRY-box transcription factor 14
Exons: 1
Coding region: 376-1098 (240 amino acids)
Biological process (GO): positive regulation of transcription by RNA polymerase II; negative regulation of transcription by RNA polymerase II; cell differentiation
Molecular function (GO): DNA-binding transcription factor activity, RNA polymerase II-specific; RNA polymerase II cis-regulatory region sequence-specific DNA binding
Source: RefSeq, a predicted model, not a curated record
AAGGCGAAGGUGGAGAGGGGGAGAAGGAGGAGCUUCCUGCCCUCACCAGCAAAUUACCUGGCCACUUAAUCCCAGAGACUCCGGUACUUGGGCCCCAGCCUCCGGUGCCGGCAGCCCCCCGGCCGGCUGCCCUCUCCUCCCCCGCCCUUGCUGAACUCCCUCGCCCCCCGGGGCCUGCCUGGGUGCCAGGACUGGCAUGAUCAGCUGAACUUUGCCGGGUUAGCGCUUCUUUCUGGCUUCCCCUCAGCGGUGCGGAGGCGAGGGGAGCGCAGAUAACCGGCUCAGGACGGACAAACCGGCAGACAGACAACCGCGCCCAGGCUCGCCUGCAGAGCCCCUCCACUCCCCACCCCCACCCGCCUAGCCUCCGGGACCAUGUCCAAACCUUCAGACCACAUCAAGCGACCCAUGAACGCCUUCAUGGUAUGGUCCCGAGGCCAGCGGCGCAAGAUGGCCCAGGAAAACCCCAAGAUGCACAACUCAGAGAUCAGCAAACGCCUAGGCGCUGAAUGGAAGCUUCUGUCCGAGGCAGAGAAGCGGCCGUACAUCGACGAGGCCAAGAGGCUACGCGCCCAGCACAUGAAGGAACACCCCGACUACAAGUACCGGCCGCGGCGCAAGCCCAAGAACCUGCUUAAGAAGGACAGGUAUGUCUUCCCCUUGCCCUAUCUGGGCGACACGGACCCGCUCAAGGCGGCAGGCCUGCCCGUGGGGGCCUCCGACGGCCUCCUGAGCGCGCCCGAGAAAGCCCGGGCCUUCUUGCCGCCAGCCUCGGCGCCUUACUCCCUGCUGGACCCCGCGCAGUUUAGCUCAAGCGCCAUCCAGAAGAUGGGCGAAGUGCCCCACACCUUGGCCACCGGCGCACUGCCCUACGCGUCCACCCUGGGCUACCAGAACGGCGCCUUCGGCAGCCUCAGCUGCCCCAGCCAACACACGCACACGCACCCGUCCCCCACCAACCCGGGCUACGUGGUGCCCUGUAACUGUACCGCCUGGUCUGCCUCCACCCUGCAGCCCCCCGUCGCCUACAUCCUCUUCCCCGGCAUGACCAAGACUGGCAUAGACCCUUAUUCGUCAGCCCAUGCCACGGCCAUGUAACCCCCAGCCUAGCCCGCCAGACCUGGAGGGUGGCCUGGAAGCGAGAUCUGCACCCUGUCCUCUGCGCCUAGCCCGGGGCUCCGGCAACCCUACCCCAGACUCUGCCUCUCUUCCAGGGUGAUGGUAGGGGCGUCUGCCCGGACCCAAGGUGCAGACAGGUGCCAGAAACUUGCGAACAUAGGACAGCUACACAGCUGCCCCUGCCCCGA